AUGUCAUAUAUAUUGGUCACGAAAAAAAUAGUGUCUUCUCUGAUAAGAGCACAUGUCAUUACUAGGUCAUACAUAACUCCUUCCCUAGACCAUCUAAACGAAAAGGAUGGACUACCGGGUCUAUAUUCGUCGCAAGGUUUGCGCAAUGCUUGGUAUGAGAGAGUUCAACAUCAUACCGAUGAAUUAAACAAAUUCGUUGAUGAGAAUACUGAUGAAAGGCCAAUAUUACAAUUAAUUAAUGAUCAUAGUAAAUCAUUCACCAAAAGAAAUCUGGUUAAAAAUGCCGCUAUGAUUCAUAAUCUAACUUUUGCUAAUAAUUCAUUAACUGCCUCCAAUGUAAAUUUUGAUUAUCAACUACCAUUAGCAAAUAAAAAGACAACAUUGAUCAAGGACUCUGUGGAUAUUAAAUUGAAUUACAAAAACGAGCCUGAUAAAAUUACUUAUAAGAAGUUAUAUCCAGCUAUCUUAUCCUCCUUUGGUUCCAUGGUUGAAUUCAGAACUUUACUGUUGAAUUCAAAUCUAGGCAUUUCAGGUGAUGGUUUUACAUGGCUAGUCGCAAGAAAACAUCAAGCAUAUGAUUACUCAAUGGAAUCAUCCAACUAUUCAGAAGUGAAAUUCGAUAGGCUAUUUGUUGUGAAUACAUAUAAUGCAGGAACUCCUUUUAAUUUUAAUAAAUCAAAUCAAAUGACUGAAUUGAAAUUAUUUCAAGAAAAAGAAUUAAAGACUCAACAAACUGAAGAACAAAUAGAGGAACUUGCAAAAAAAGAUGAAAACAAAGAAAAAGAUAUCAAUGAUGUUCUUGAAGCUCAUUCUUAUGAUAAGAAUGUUUCAUAUAUUCCGCUAUUAGCAAUUGAUGCUUCUCCAAAAUGUUGGUUACAUGACUAUGGUGUUUUUGGCAAAGAACAAUAUUUGAACAAUGUUUGGGAGUCAAUAAAUUGGGAUGUUGUAGAAUCAAGAAUGCCAGAAUUAUCACAGCAAUAUAAAGUUGUCAUAUAA
Molecule: messenger RNA, 996 nt
Organism: Tetrapisispora phaffii CBS 4417
Lineage: Eukaryota; Fungi; Ascomycota; Saccharomycetes; Saccharomycetales; Saccharomycetaceae
Gene: MRP1
Product: mitochondrial 37S ribosomal protein mS43
Exons: 1
Coding region: 1-996 (331 amino acids)
Biological process (GO): superoxide metabolic process
Molecular function (GO): metal ion binding; superoxide dismutase activity
Source: RefSeq, a predicted model, not a curated record